This is a messenger RNA of Ahaetulla prasina, 3289 nucleotides long. It is a transcript of the gene MFRP, whose product is annotated as membrane frizzled-related protein. NCBI's taxonomy places the organism in Eukaryota, Metazoa, Chordata, Lepidosauria, Squamata, Colubridae. The record is from RefSeq and is a predicted model, not a curated record. The coding region runs from base 137 to 1918 and encodes 593 amino acids. Gene Ontology annotation, molecular function: protein binding. The transcript is spliced from 12 exons.
UUUGCGGGCUGUUCGGUCCCAAAGUGUGUUUUUAUUAUGUGAAGGGAUUGGCCAAAAUGCCAAAGCCAAUUUGCAAGAAAAACGGAGGGUUACUUAAAAGAGCGAGGAAGCUUAUAGGAGACCCGUUAGAUUCAAAAUGCUUUGUUUUCUAUGCCCCCAGGAGACCGUUAUGUUGUCUUUGCCACCGAAUGUGCUGAGGGAAUUCUCCAACCCUGUGUUUGAGGAGGACAGUGAGACGCUGACCCAGAACCAGCUGGAAGAGGAGAAGGGCAGUGAUGUUAAACUCGCCGCCAAUGGAUUUGCUCAGCAAGUGCGAGAGGCAGCCAGCAAGAAAUUCCAGCCAGACUGCAAAUUUUCCUGGCUUUGUGUGACCGUCCUGAGCCUUCUGCUCCUCCUCCUCCUGGCCUUGCUUGUGGGCAUCCUGGUCACCUACCAGCUAAAGCCCCCUCCUCAAAGCAAGCCCACCCUUGGGCACAACAUCGCCAACGCCACCUUUGCUUCGGUCAGGAGGACUUCUUGGGACCCCAUCUCCACCACUGCUCCAUCUCAGCAAGAGCUGCAGGAAACCACAAAACCAGGGCCCGUGUGUGGAGGUGAACUUGGAGGCCGCGAGGGCACCUUCAGCUCUCCCAACUACCCCGAUCCCUACCCACCUAACGUCCUCUGCCACUGGCACAUCCAAGUGAAGUUGGGGAUGGUGAUUCAGCUGAAAAUAGAAACCUUGGAUGUGGAGGCCUCGGAUCUGUGCUUCUAUGACCGGCUGGAGAUCUACGAGGAGUCAGAUAGUCUCUCCCUUUGGGAUGGGAGUACCAGGUACUGUGGCACUGUAGCCCCAGCGACUAUCAACACCAACUCUAACCAGAUAAAAGUUGGUUUUGUGUCCGAUGAUAAUAUUGCUCCUUCGGGGUUCACGGCCAGGUACCGGGCCAUCCUCCCCAGUGAAAAGAACUGCUCCUGGGACGAAUUCUUCUGUGACCAGGGGCUUUGCCUCCUGCCCGCCUUUGUGUGCGAUGGUCACCAGGACUGCCUGGACAAUAGAGAUGAAGCCAAUUGUAGCGCCAAGCGUACAGGUUGUGGUGGGACCUUGACCAGCUUGGAGGGACAGUUCUUCUCCCCAAACUACCCCAAACCAUAUCCACAUCUACAGAUUUGCCUCUGGCACAUCUCCGUGCCCCUGGACCACGUGAUCCAACUGCAAUUCUACAACUUCAGCCUCGAGUCCCACGAAGACUGCAAUUUUGACUUUGUGGAAGUGUACGACAGUGCUGCCAUGGGGGCCAGCAGCCUCAUGGGUCGGUUCUGCAACUCCAAUCCACCUCCUGUGUUGAUGUCAUCCCAACAUGUCAUGACUGUCCUGUUUGUGGCUGACGAGGAGAUUGUGGACGAUGGGUUCUUUGCUAUCUACCGUGCCCACAACCUGAGUGAAAAAACAUGUGGACCUCUAGAAUUUGUCUGUGGAAAUGGCGAGUGUGUGGCCCAGGAGUUUGUGUGUGACAGCUGGAGGAACUGUCCGGAUGGAAGUGAUGAAGUUAACUGUACCAGCAUUUCUUCCACAUCAGUGGCAGAGGCUUCCUGUGAACCCAUAAAGAUAGAAAUGUGCCAAGGUCUCAGCUACAAUUCCACCUCCUUCCCCAACAUCUGGCUGAUGAUCCCCCAUCAACAGAGUGCUGAGGAGCUGCUUCAAGACUACAUGGUGCUGCGGGACCUCAGGUGCUACCCUUACCUGCGUUUGCUGAUCUGCGGCCUCUUUGUCCCCAAGUGCAUUCCGGAAGGGGGCACCUUGCAGCCCUGCCGCUCUGUGUGUCUGGGGGCGGAGGAGCACUGCCGAAAGCCCCUGGCCCGCUUGGACAUCCUCUGGCCUUUGAACUGCAGCAUUCUGCCUGACUCCACCAACCCUCUGGAGUGCUUCUUGCCUUGAGGGCCUCCACCCACCCAGUGCCCAGACCAGAAGGAAGGAGGGAGGGAGGACCAGUUGGAGGCAACCGGAAAUCUCAGUCCAAAAGAUCCUUUGAUCUGUUCAUCUCUCAGCAAGCCGUUACCGGUUGUGCCCUGAAAAAUAUAUCCGGGGAAUCGCUCCCAAAGUCUCCUCCGUUGACUCUCCUUCUGGGCCCUCCUUCUGUCUCUAUCGAAUUAAAGAUUGCAGACAGAUCGAGGAUCUCUCUGUCCUAGCAUCCUAGAUUGUGGAGUUGGAAGGGAUCUCAAAGGUCAUCCAACUGAACUUCCACUUAAGUCAUCUCCGACAGAUCGUCCGUCCAUCUUCUGAAGAUCUGUGAGCUGUGGAGAACCCAACACUUCGUGGGCCCAGCCUUUUCCAUUAGCUGAGGGUGAUGCAAUCGGAAAGUCCCUCUGGGUCUCAACUCCCGCUGAUUCUGCAGGCAUUAUCUGUGACAUGUAGUUGGCGAAACCGAGAAUCUUCUAGGAGGGUUCUUCCAUCUUCCCAGCCUCGCUUGAAGCCCGAUGUCCAACGAUGGGCUGAGUUUGACUCUGCUUAGCUCUUUCCAAGCCAGAGAGCCUCCCUCUGAAGAGGCUUCCACUUCGAUUGCGCUUUAUAAACCCACUUAAACGUAAUAAUAAUAAAAUAAGAAUAAUUAAAACGUCACAGGGUCUUCUGGCAUCGGGAAAUCAAUCCUUAGCGCAGGGGGUGUCAACCCUCGGGAGGGCUCCCUUUUGACCGGCAGAGGGUUGCAGGAGGCUGUGGCAGCCGAAAACGGAGCUCAGGAGCCUGUUUUCACUUACAGAAGCAUCGCAGGCCGGUCCUUCGCUGUUUCCAGGGCGGCCCUGUGGGCCAUAUCUAACUACCGCACAGGCCGGAUCCAGCCCCCGGGCCUUGAGUUUGACACCCCUGCCUUAGCGGAUCCCUUUAAAACCCAGUUUAAAAACUAAACACCCAACAAAAAACUUGUUAUUUGAAGGAAAGCCGAAUCUGUACAGCCUCUGCAGAAUCGAGCCCAAAGGAACCACAUUUGCUUCCUUUUGCAAAAAAAAAAAAAAAAUAUUUCCCCAUGUCAAGAGAGCUUCUCGUCUCCUUCCUGGUCAAUGGGUGGGAUGGUUCCUGCUUGAACUGACUUACCCCCGUCUGGUGUGUCUCCUCUGAUCUCAGCAGAAGAACAACACACACCCAUCUGGGAAGCACACACAGAUACACACACUCCACAGCAGGGAGGGGUUUCAUGGAGACGGCUGGCGCAGAGCAGCGUCUGCAAUGGUUAGCUAGCGGGUGACCUCAUCCAGAUGUGAUGGAAAACACGCAGAACUUCUCCUGAUUGCCACAUGUGGCUGAAUUCUUUUU